UUUAUCACAGGUGCAAGCCGUGGCAUUGGCAAAGCUAUUGCAUUGAAAGCAGCAAAGGAUGGAGCAAAUAUUGUCAUUGCUGCGAAGACUACCCAUGCACACCCAAAACUUCCAGGCACAAUCUAUACUGCUGCUGAAGAAAUCGAAGCAGCUGGAGGAAAGGCCUUGCCAUGUGUUGUUGAUGUGAGAGAUGAACAGCAAAUCAGUAAUGCAGUGGAGAAAGCAGUUAAGAAAUUUGGAGCUUACACGAUUGCUAAGUAUGGUAUGUCUAUGUGUGUGCUUGGAAUGGCAGAAGAAUUUAAAGGCGAAAUUGCAGUCAAUGCAUUAUGGCCUAAAACAGCCAUACACACUGCUGCUAUGGAUAUGCUGGGUGGAUCUGGUGUUGAAAGCCAAUGUAGAAAAGUUGAUAUCAUUGCAGAUGCUGCAUAUUCCAUUUUCAAAAAGCCAAAAAGUUUUACUGGCAACUUUAUUAUUGAUGAAAAUAUCUUAAAAGAAGAAGGAAUAAAAAAUUUUGACGUUUAUGCAGUUAAACCAGGCCAUCCUUUGAUACCAGAUUUCUUCUUAGAUGAACACCCAGAUACAGUUAUGAAGAAAGUAGAACCACAUGAAUUCAAAGAAGAGAAACCACAGCCGCAACCAAAACCACGUUCUGGAGCCGUGGAAGAAACAUUUAGAAUUGUUAAGGACUCUCUUAGUGAAGAUAUUGUGAAAGCCACUCAAGCAGUCUAUCAGUUUGAGCUCUCAGGAGAAGAUGGUGGCACGUGGUUUCUUGAUCUGAAAAACAAAGGCGGGAAUGUUGGGUCUGGAGAGCCCUCUUAUCAGGCAGAUGUGGUGAUGAGUAUGUCUACUGAUGAUUUUGUAAAAAUGUUUUCAGGGAAACUAAAACCAACAAUGGCAUUCAUGUCAGGAAGAUUGACGAUUAAAGGAAACAUGGCCCUAGCAAUCAAACUGGAGAAGCUAAUGAAUCAGAUGAAUGCCAAACUGUGAAGGGAAGAAAAGAAAAUGUUUACUGCUGUGCUCAAAAAGUAAAAAGCUCAACAGUUAAAGUCUUA
Molecule: messenger RNA, 1052 nt
Organism: Galeopterus variegatus (Sunda flying lemur)
Lineage: Eukaryota; Metazoa; Chordata; Mammalia; Dermoptera; Cynocephalidae
Gene: HSDL2
Product: hydroxysteroid dehydrogenase like 2
Exons: 8
Cellular component (GO): mitochondrion
Source: RefSeq, a predicted model, not a curated record